AUGCCGAUCGUAACGACGACGACGACGCGCACUACGCGGACCUACCACACCACGAACGGAGGAGUAAGGUGCGUGCUCUUCCGAAUUUUUGAGGAAUUUUCAAACUCUGAAAACACACAAUGCUUUUUUAUCCAACUCUCAAAACUACCUGCCAGGUUUACUCGGAGGCUGAUCAGGUAGCUGAUAAAUUUUGACAAAUUCUAUAUUCAAACAUGUGUUAUAAAACCAAAACAUAGGCCAAAUAAAAAAAACCCCAAGCUUCAGGCUUUCUUUGUUCCGCCCGUUUCUCACAAAAAGAUAGUUCCAGACGUCAUUUUUAAUUAACUCAAAUUCUCAUAGAAAGUGUCUUUGCCAGAUUUUUUUAUUGGUCGGUGCUGACUUGAAACGAAUGUAAAACUCGGUCCCCUCAUGCCGAAGAACUUUUGUUUAUUACACUGGAUUUGUUUCCGAUCGAAACACGUGCCAGUGCUCGAUGAGCUGAAAAAAUUCUCGACUCUCAAGUUCAUACUAUACCUGUCUAAAAACUUUCAUCAACAUUUUCCGAUAAGCAGUUGAAGUUUCAUAACUUCCAAAAACCAAAGUGAAGUUCAAAACAAGUAUGAAAAAUUGUUAUUUCCGACGCUCGCGUCAUUUUGCUCUUUCAAACCCCCAGAGCCUUCGGAUGAGUGGUGCUGACUCAGAAAGCGGCUGCCAACCAAACCGUUUGUUCCGUUUGAGAGAGAAAACUCUUUUGAACAAGUUGUGAAACCGCAAUGUGGUUGAGUAACUUUUCCCUAGGCAUAGACGAGUUCCAAACGACCGCACCUUCGCGGUCGACCGUCACCGCCAAACGACGGAAAAUGUUGAAAUGUACUGUUGAUCGCUGCCGUUUUGUGCAUGUGAUGCACGCGACUGGUUUUCCUUCGGCCUGCCGGCGCUAUUUCGACGCCAAGUGUCUUGGCACAAAAACAACACAUUUCUCAGCUGUCUCCGUAUCAACAAUCGCACGGUAUCAGCCGCUAUCACAACGAGUUGCGAUCACUAAUGAAAAUGAUUGAAAUGUCCGAACUAACAAAAAUCAAUUGAACAAUUUGCUGAUUUUUCUCUUCAAAUGAUUUAAUCUAGUCAUCGUUAGAAACUUCUUUCAGAAAUUUUUUUUCUCCUUGAAACAUUUUACCGAAAUGUUGAACAAGGUGAAUCACAAGCAUUAUGUAGAAAUGACAUUCAGGAAGAAAACUGAUACAUUAUAUUUCGAUAUGAAUGACCAAAAUUUUUAGUAAAGCACAAUUUUGUGCACAAAAAAAGUUAAGAAUUUUCUAUUAGAGAAAUCACGGCUUUUUAUUUGACUUUGGUUUGAAGAAAUUAAGUUAUAGCUUUUUUUCUAAAAAUUUUUUUCAAAUCAAGCUUAGGCUCGGAAAGUUUUUUUUAUACCUCUCGUUUGAUUAUUCUAGUAACUAAAAAAAGGACGACAGGUUUUUUUGACCUUCCCAGAUGUCUUCCAGACAGUAGUUUGGACAUAAAAACAGAACAAGCUCCUUUUAACGAUUUGCCUCUUUGAAAAAAGUCAAGAAAAGUUCGAAGCAAUGUUUUUUUUACCGCAGUUCGGGGCAAAUACUUUUAUUUUCUAAAUUGAAAAGUUUAACAUUAUUUAGGUCACUCUCCAGAAAUCGAGCAAAAUCAAACUUUUUUUUUAGCGUAAUAACUAACAAAAGAAGAACGUACUUGUAGUUUUUCUCUCUAAAAAACGGCGAGAAGAUGUACUCAAAUCCGUGACGAUUUCAAAUAGGUAAGGACUCUCUGUGAAUACUCAUAUUUUUCAUACUGAAUUCGUGAAAACGGGAGUUUAUGUACCAGAAAAUCAUCCAUUUGUGGCACAACAAAGCCAAGGACACUUGAAAUCCGCCUGUCCUUGCGUUAUUUCCUCGAAAAUUUCGUGAGGCGAAAAACACGCAAGCAAAUAGGCCUACCUUCAAUUCUCCUGCACCUUUCGUCUACCCAAUUUUCCAUUUCGGAGGGACAUGUUGGCAAUGCCAAGGAAAAGUUUUUGUUAGUCGUCAUAUAAAAACAGAGCAAACUGAUAAUCGAAGAUAACAGAAAAUCACUACUUUUUCUGACUUUUUGCACACUCUCGACUAUCUUGCUUGAAAACUCCUAUUCUCGAUUUUUCUCAAUUGCUUGGUUUAAAAAAAAUGACUAGAAGUAUUUUCCACGGCUUGAAAAUUUUCAUUUCAUUCGAGUUUGAUUCGAGCAAAAAUAAGAAAGUCUUUAAGUUCUUGGAAAAAUAAAUAGGAGGAAAUUAAACAAGCCCUUCUUCCAAAUUAAAACUUCAGCAAACCCGUAGAUCUUUGGCUGUUCGCUAGAGAUUGUUUUUCUAUCCCGAGAAAUUUCAGACGCUUUUUUUUGAAUAAGAAACGCGAUCGUCAAAUUCAGUUCCGAGGCACAUUAGCUGUAGUGAUGUAUCAGAUUUCAGAUGGGGGAAAUCAUUUAUUGAAGGCCGAUGUAAACAAAAUUUGAAAUGAGAAGAAUUUUUGAAUUUUCUAACUUGUCACGAACACUUAAAGAUACAAUUCUGUUUACUCGCAUCUGGUUCUUGUGUGCACUCAUACUCUGGUCAAGAACUGUUCUUGGUAGUCGUUUCAAAUUCCUAGUGAAUAAACAGAGUGAGAGUUCUGACCUCUUAGAAGGACUGUGCGUCGGUCAGUUUGCCAUGGUUUUGCUGAACUCACAAAUUUUUACAAUGGCGUAUCUUGUAUGAGAAAAACUCCAAAAAUUGGCCAAAAAAGAAUAAACUCGGAAAUCUGUUUUGUAUUCUUUCUCAAAAUUUUUUGAAUAUUGAACAGCUCCUCAAGUUAUGCAAAUGCCACAGAACCGACAGCUCAUGCUACAGUCCUCGCGCCGAAAGGAAGGUCAAAAAAAGAGAGAAAAGAAGGGGCUGUGGGAGCGUCGACACCACAACAACACGUCAUGUGUCGACCGCGUGGCGCGCGAUCCACCGACCAAUGAUCACCCUUACGAUUUUUCAAACCGACCUAGUCCUUUGCUUGCUUCGAUGGUCUAAUCACUCAUUCUUGCGUGACGUAAACAAAGGACUCUAAAUUUUCUAGUAGCCUCUUUGUAGAGGCUUGAACCUGAAAAAAAAAAAUUCCAAAUAAGUCCUUAUUGAUAAGAGAUUUAUAUCGAAAACCAUUGCGAGAGUUUGAAAAUUUUUUUUAAUUGAUAACAGCAGUUUCUGAAUUCCAAAGCCGAAUUCGAUGCUCGAAGCGACUUGAACAUGAACAUAACGAAGCCAGGGAUUUUUCCUCCUGAUAGUUUGAUACCACGAAACUAAAUCGAACGGCCGAUGAGAAGUUCAAUAGAAAGCAAAAAAAAAGGCCAACUUUGGAAUUUAUCGAAUAUUAGGUAGCCUCCCCAAUGAAAUAAUUCUUGUAGUGCGGAGCGACUUUGACUGAAUAGGUCUCAUUGUUAUUAUUUUUCCGGCCACUAUAAAUGUUGACAGAAGUAGCUCUUCCGUUGAUUGAAGUCGAUAUCCGGCUUUUCCGUUGAUGGAAGUCAAUAUCCGGCUUUCCCAUCAACUCCUGUUUCGUUACUUCUUGCACUUGAUAGUCUCCUAUGCGUGGGGAUAAUGUGGGCGAUAAAACAUUGGUCUUCUCGAAAGUCAGCUGAGAAGCGAUAUUUGAUGUUUCUGGAAGAUUUGCCAUCAUUCCGCUUCAGAUAUUCACAAAACGCAAAAGUCCACGGAAACAUGCAAAAUUGUUUAUCAUUUCUGAGAGUGAUCGUGAACUGAUUUGCAUUUGCAGCAGCGGGAAUGCGAAUAAAACGGCGUUCAAAAAAAUAUUAUUGUUCCCAUCGGGAGCCGGAUUUUUGAACUUUCACAUGACGUACUCUUAUUGAAUACGGUAUGAAACAGGAGCAAUUUUUCAAGAAAAUGCCAGCUACACACGCUUUGGAAAAUGAAAUAUGAAUAAGUGGAGCUAUUUUUCACAGCCCACACCCGCAAUUUGGCCUUGCCGAGAGUGGUAGAAAAAAUUUUGCAAUUCGUCAGAACCUUGUCAAAAUGGAAUCUUUGGUGCAUUCUGAGUCACACAUAACCUAUCUUUUUUGUCCUAGCCAUAAAUCGCCUCCGGAUGCAAUCGGCGUGCUGCUGAAAAUCGUUUCCCAGAGCUGGCAAUUAUGCACCGAGAUAGAACAUAAAUAAAAAGUAAUGCGAAAAAGACAGUAGCCUUGGUGGGUUCGGGUUUGUUUUGACGGUAUCUGCUUUCGUGUUUUUUGGUCCACGCCUUGUUGUUGUGUGCUAUAUUGCUUCUAAACGAAAUAGUAAGCAAUUUGAUGAGCCUGUGUGAGAUUUUCGACUGGAAGAAACAAACAACAAGCGAAGGUCGUGAGCGUGGCCCCGCCUUCGGAGCGAUUGCGUCCGAUGCUACGGUGGGCGUAACCAUCACACUGCUCACCCCUUCUUAUGUAUCCGCUCCGGCCGACGGCGCACUCAGCCUCACAGUUGGCCUCGCCGGCCGGUCCGGCUUUCCUUAGGUGUCUUAGUCUCUGCAUCCAACUAGGGUAACUUGUAGAGCCUUUCCUUCAACACCUCUUAUCUCUUUCUAAGAAUCAACAAUGUUCAUAUAGCUUCUACUGCUAGAAAUAUCUUAAUUCAUAAAAAAGUUUAGCGAUUCAAAAUUGCUUUGUUCAGAUGUUAAGAUUUCAGAAUUUGAUAUCAAGCUUUUACAACCUUAAAAGGGUGCAGGGCCGUUUUUUUGAAGCAUCAACAUUCAUGAGAUGAAAUAUGAACACAUUUUUUUCAUCCAUUCAAAAUUAUCCAAAUCGAAACAAAAAACCUCCAAGUUGCAAUUUCGAAACCUAGUAAAACUCUUCUCAGUGAGGAUUCUAGUCAUGAAAUGUUAGGCCUAUCUCACGCAAUUUGGCUAGGAGCCAAGGGAUCAGAGACCAAGUCCGACCCAUUUCAUCCAAAUGUCCUCUGCCACUCCAGCAAGAUCGUUUAUAGCGCUUUCAUUUCCUUCUUUUUUCGAUUCGCGACCUCAGCAACGCUUCAAAGAACACUUUCCCUCCGAAAAAAUUGUUGUUUACGACCGAACGAUUUUGUUUAUGCGAGGGGCGGAGCGUUGACAGAGGCCGUGCCGCAAUUCACUGUUUCGUUCCUCGCGCCUCGUGAAUGGUCUCAUCAUUUCUAACGUCUUUAAAGAUUACAGAAUGGGCGAGAUCUCUCUUAACACCCGCUACCUCUCCACCAACCGAGGAAUCAUCAAGAUCCUCCAGAUCGUCGUUGGAUUCAUCGUCUGCUCCCUUCUCUGCUCCCAAUGGUGAGUAUGAGUAUCAUAAGUUUCAAAUGAAGUCUUUGAAAACUUUGAACUUUCCUGAAAAAGCUAAAGAACUUUCAGCAUCUCAAAAAAUUGCUCUUAAAAAACUGAGAAGGUUGACUUGAAUGAGUUUGUCUUUCGAAAUUCAUUUGUUGGGGGAUAGCUGGAAGGGGGCCAAAAGUCUGCACAUGAUGUUUUCGGCCUUUGUUAUGUGGCCUUUCUUUCUUCUCAAUGACUUCGGCCUCUCUCAAGAAAACGUUGUCUUCCCUGGUAAUCAAACGUCGGAGUCGGAGCCACAUGUUGUGCCGAAAUGUGUGCAAAAUAGUCUUGAGUCAAUGUCAGAAACACUACAGAAAACAAAAGGGCUAAAAGAUAAACUAUGACUCCAGGUACGGCGGUCGUUCGUGCUUCGGAGAAGGACGUCUUGGAUUUGCCUCGGGUCUGAACUUCGUUUGCGUCGUCAUCAACAUCGUGCUCUUCGUCCUUAACUUCCUCAACAUCGGAGCCUGGGGACUGGUCAGCUCAACCGAUGAAUUCGGAAGCAUACUUUUCUGGUUUAGGAGCGCAUCUACUCGGUGAUCUGCUGCGUGCUCUUCCUGAUCGCCUCGAUUCUCCUCGUCUGGUUCAUCAUCGAGGUCAACACCUCGCACGGAUGGCUCAUUGCCAGCGCGGUUAGUGAUAGAAAAAAGAAACCCGAUAUCGAAAAUGUUCUUUACAGGUACUGAUCGUGGUGGAGUUCCUCCUGUUCCUCUGGGACGUCAAGAUCCUCCAAGGAGAGUCGCCCAACUAA
Molecule: messenger RNA, 6078 nt
Organism: Caenorhabditis auriculariae
Lineage: Eukaryota; Metazoa; Nematoda; Chromadorea; Rhabditida; Rhabditidae
Source: the annotation of a GenBank genome assembly